GGAACCUUUAAUCUCGUCUGUUCUGUUGCGUGUCGGCGCAGUUAUGGAGCGACACCCACCGCAGCACAGAAAAAAAAGCCUUAUCCAUAGCAGGGAUGUUUCUCUGACCGUGUUGUCUUUAUAUUAUUAACCGAUUGGAGACACGUUUUUAAACGUGUAGAGGACAUUUGAUGACGGCGGCGAGGUGUUAAUCCGGCUUUAGGGAGCGUGUUGUGACGGUGUCCUUUAGGCGCUGCUCCGUUUCUCUAUAAAACAUUAGAUUAUCAGAUCCGUCGCCUUGGAAACGGAGACCUUUAUUUACCGUCUUCUAUCCUGCAUUCAUUGCGGACAUCAUCAUGGGGAAUACGACCUCCUGCUGUGUUUCUUCGAGUCCCAAACUGCGGAGAAACGCCCAUUCUCGCCUGGAACCCUACAGACCGGAAGCAGAGCUGAGCCGCGAGGACACAGGCUGCAACCUGCAGCACAUCAGUGACCGAGAGAACAUCGACGAAUUGAACAUGGAGUACAACCCGUCAGAGCACCCGCGUGCCAGCACCAUCUUCCUUAGCAAGUCUCAGACAGACGUUGCUCCAUCCAGCAAGAAAGUUCGGGAAAAGAGGAAAAGCUUGUAUGUUAACCACCAACACCCAUCUGGUCCGAUGAGACGCAAGUACAGCUCUUGCUCAACUAUCUUCCUGGAUGACAGCACUGUCAGUCAACCCAACCUCAAAUACACCAUCAAAUGUGUUUCUCUUGCCAUCUACUACCACAUAAAGAACAGAGACGUUGAUGGUCGAACGCUGUUAGACAUAUUUGAUGAGAAGCUUCAUCCGCUCUCAAAGUCAGAGGUUCCAGCUGAUUACGAUAAACAUGAUCCGGAGCAGAAGCAGAUCUACCGGUUCGUCAGGACGCUUUUCAGUGCCGCUCAGCUCAUGGCAGAGUGCGCGAUCGUCACACUGGUGUAUUUGGAGAGGUUGUUAACUUAUGCUGAGAUUGAUAUCUGUCCUGCUAACUGGAAGAGGAUUGUACUGGGAGCCAUUUUGUUGGCGUCUAAAGUGUGGGACGAUCAAGCCGUGUGGAACGUGGACUACUGUCAGAUUCUUAAAGAUAUCACUGUAGAGGACAUGAACGAGUUGGAGAGACAGUUUCUGGAGCUUCUGCAGUUUAACAUCAACGUGCCAUCGAGUGUUUAUGCCAAGUACUACUUUGACCUGCGCUCGCUGUCUGAGGCCAACAACCUGAACUUCCCUCUGGAGCCUCUGAGCAGAGACAAGGCCCAGAAACUGGAGGCGAUCUCCAGACUCUGCGAUGACAAGUAUAAAGACUUGAGAAAAGCGGCCAAGAAGCGGUCAGUGAGUACGGACAAUCUGACAGUGGUGCGAUGGUCUCCAGCUAUCAUCUCAUAACAGUGGUCUGGUGACGCUGAGGACCAAUCCAGAGACAGAGAGACAGAGAGUCCACAGAAUGGUCCUCUUUGUCUGACUGCUCCAGACAAAAAAAACCCGGCGGAUUUUACCUUCCACACGUGUCUUUGUUGUUCUGUUGGCUGCUGUAAAUACAGGACACAGGGACCAGACUCGAAAACGUGACAGAGUGAGGAACGAAAGCGAGCAGCAUGCGGGAUGGAGUACGAGGAACUUCUCAUACGACGGGGACUGCAUUCCAGCAUCUCUGUGUGUCUUAUCCGAUUAUACGACUCAGCUUAUUCUUAAUUUUGUUUUUAUUUGAAGGUUUCUUUUUUCUAGGUCCUGCUCUCUGAAGCCCAGGGCCACGAUCUGACCUGAACGUAAUUCAAACAUCAGCCCAAAAUAAGCCACUUCUACAGCUCUUCCAGUCAUGUUGGGAAAGUAAAAAUUUUCAGGGUUUCAAGUCACAGGUGUCAGGAACCUGAUUAUCACAGUUAGUCUCAGCCUCAAAGAAACAAAGCUGCUAAUCUUUACUUGUCCUUGUCGCUAUGGUGACACGAUAAUCUGUGCAUCUUUAAAGCUUUAAAGGUUUAAUUAUGUACCUAAAAUUGUUUUACAUUGAGGUACACUAGAUUCGUGUUAACAAGUAAAAGGUUCAGAAGAUUGCUGUACUCCAGCUUUUGCCAGCUGAGGGAUGAGAGAGUUUUCAUAGAAAAUCAUACACUUUUCUGGCCACGAGCUUCAGAAUCGUGAAGGCGCUGAUUAGUUAUCAACACUUUCACUGUAUAAAAAAAGAAAUAGUUUUUCAUUUUUUUUAAGAAAGCAAGAAGCGUGUGCACAUGAUUGUCGACAGGCUCUGAGGCAGUUCAGUUGAUACUUAAAUGUGUGUGUAGCCCCAUAAGUGCAAAACAAAAUAACAAACCAAUGGAUGAAAGUAAAAUAAAAAGAAUGCAAAAGCAAAUCCAGAAAGUGCAACAGCACCCAACAGCAGGACUAGGGGGAAAAUGCAACGGCAGAUCCAGUAAAUAACCUCAACAGCAGAUCUAGGAGAAGAAGAAACUAGGGGGAAAAAGGCAAAAUCAAGAAAAUGGUGAAACGACAAAUCCAGAGGGAAAAACAACAGCGGAUCCAGAAUGAAAAAAAUACCUCCUGCAGCAGAUCCAGGAAAAUGGCAAAACAUUUAAUCUAAGGGGGAAAAAACAAAACAGCAGGUACAGGAAAAAAAAAAAAAAACAGCAGAUCCAGAAAAGAAAAGAAAAGAAAAACGUCAAAAAAUGUGCUCUACAAAAUGUGAUCCACAAAAAAUACAGAACCUUCAGAAAGCACAGCAAGAAAACCAACUAGAAUUAUUCAGAAAAACAACCAACAAUUUUAGAAAAAGCAAUACAAAAAAUAAGAAAAUGUAAACCAAAACCAUGGCGGCAAAUUCAGAAACCUCAACAAACAGAAAAGAUUACAACAAAUAAAAAAAAAUGUAUGUUAAAUUUAGAAAUCACAUCAUAAACCAAAAUCAUGCCGGUAAAUCCUGACAACUCAACAAUUUAGGCAACAUAAAUGAGAGAGGAAUAAAUAUCUAUAUAAAUAAGCACAAUUUAGAAAACAUAAACAGCAAACUCGACAGCAAAUAUGAACAUUUUUCAAAUUUAAUUUAAGAGCAUUAAUUUAAAAUUAGUUGUCAUUAAUAAGAGUUUGAGCAAUCGGAAAUGAUUCCCGACGAUUCAGAAGAAAGAGUUAAGAAUACAUAACCUCACUUUAAACCCUUUAAUUCUUUUAGUUAAAACUAAAUAAAUAAACUGUCUGAAAUGGUGAAAUUAAUUUUAUUUUAAUUAUUUAAUUAAUUAUUUUAAUUUAUUUGUUUUUUGGGAAGGUCAAUCCAUGGUGAGCAGGCGGUAUUGACUAAUCAUCUCCGCUUUCUAUUUCACCCUGACGUUGAUGUGGAUCUGGUUCUGAAUCUGCUCUUGCAUCUUUUGCUCUUUCACGCCAGCCUACAGAUGAACUCUUCAUUUCACAGUAUCAGCUUCUCAAAUUUUCUUCUCGUUUCUUUUUCUUAAUUCAAACGCCUCAGCUUCACGUAUAUUUAAUUUUAAUACGUUCAUACCUAUAGUUAAUUCAUACGUAUUAACACCGCAAUGCAAACCCGAUGUUUCCUCAAGUUGCUGUGACGAGCAAAAAUCCAGUGAUUGAUUACAGGUUCAAUCUCGGUAAUCAAUUAUAUUAGUUUGUUUUAUAUAUAUAUAUAUAUAUAUAUAUAUAUAUAUAUAUAUAUAUAUAUAUAUAUAUAAUUUUUUCUUUUUUCAGAAAUCUAAUUAAUUAAUUAAUAUUAAUUAAAGACCGCAGCCUGCUCACGCUUUGUAAAAACUCUUCAAAAAUCAUCAAAAGUUUUAAGUUUACAUUCUGCAACAAGAAUAUUUCACUGAAACACAUUUUCGCUAAUCACCACUUGACACGCCGGCAGUAUGUAGGAUCGAACCGUUAUUUAUUUUAAUGUUUAUUUUAUGAUUCAGUAUAAAAAAAAAAAUUGUAAAAAUCUUUGAAAAAAAAUUUUUAAUUAAACUUCACUUAAUAAAAUAAGUAGCAAAUUUGAGUAUCAGGUGAUUACGAGUGGAUUCCUGUUCACGCUGUAAACAUGCUGCUUGUCUUUUACCGAGACACCAGAACGGUUUUGUAUUAAAGCAGAAGCACCACAGAGUUUCAUCCAGGUCCUAUUUUCAGGUGUCCUGGUGUUUUCUCUUAAAGGCCAUAGUCUAAUAAAAACAAGCCACACAGAAGGUAUUAUGUAAGAAGUUGGAAAUGUAGCGUUCUGGUUCUGUCUGUCUUGAGAACCUGAUGAUGAUGAUUUGAUGGCUGAAGAAAUGGACUGAUUUUAAAGAAAUGGACUGAUUUCAGUAAAGAUUAAAAAAAAGAAAAGAAAGGAAAGAUGACUUGCAGAACCUUGGCGUGAACGGUUUUAUGAGCUUGAUAAAUCGACGUCAUUUCAGAUUCAAACACCAAGCAAUACGCAGAUGACAGAGAAAUGGACACUUCUUCUUAAACAGAUGUUUCAUAUCUCCUUGUUUUAAUUCACAAGUGAAGGUUGCAAUAUGAGUUCGUAUUUUUUUUAUUAUUAUUAUUACUAUUAUUUUGAGUGCUGAUGUUCAAUGUUCUAUCCAAUCAGUUUUGAUGUUCUACAGUUUGCCGUGUUGCUUCGCAAGAAGUCAUUUUAUCAUCUCCAAAAAAAGUAGCAAAGCCUUUAACGGAGACGGAAGUUUCUCCGGGGGCCAGGAUAUAGAAAUCUGUGUGAUUUUAAGUGCUUUCUUAAGCUCUACAUGAAACACUGGUGAAACAGACAGAAAUCAAACUUGCAGUGAAAAUGUACUUUUAUUAUUAAUGAAGUAGAAACCUUGAUUCAUCUCAUACACACAGCAGCACAGUGAAAUACUUUUCUUCACAUGUCCUGGCUUAUACAGUUUGGGGUUAGAAGAUUAGAAGAUUUGGUUGCUAAGCAACAUUACAGGGCAAAGAUAUUUUAUUCUGUGAACAGAACAGUGGCUAAAGUCGUUUGUUGGUUUUAUUUUGUUGGAUUAAUACAUAAGCUUCGGAUGAGUCUCAGCCAAUUAGAUUUUAAAAUGGAAGCGAUUUAUUAUAAAUGACGCAUUUUUUUUUUCUUCAAAAAGGUCAGUGUACCAUAAAGAUUUGAAAUCUUCAAAAUCUUUUUUUUUUUUUUUACACUGAUCUGUGUCUAUUUUCACCAAUAUUCGUGUAAUAAUGCUAUUCGUUCUCCAUCUAGAGAUGACAGUCUAGUACUAUGUAUUAUUCUUCUUUUCUUCUUCUACCGACACACACCAGCUCAGCUUUUCAAUGAUUUUCGAAUCAUUACACGAAAAUUCUACCUUUUUUUUUUAAAUACGUAUAUAUAAAUUUUGUACAGUGUACAUACUCUGUUCAGAGAAGAUCAUAGUUUAAAUGUAAUGCCGAGAUAUUUAUAAGCAGUCAGUAUUCAUCUCAUCGUUUAAUCAUCUCGUAGUGAAUGAGUGAUGAUGAGGAUGAGGGAGGAAUUGAGUGAUGAUGAGGAUGAGGGAGGAAUUAAGGCAAUGAUCUUUUUUUUUUUUUUAAAUAAUAGAAAAGAAAAUAUCUUGGGAUGAUAAAGUGACUGAAUUUGAGUGCCACCAUUGCGAAGUGCACGAGUCUGUCGUUUUGCUUUUGUCGAAUUUGUUAUUAUUUCGCCGUCACGCAGAGCUCCACAGUCGUGCUGAAAGUACGAGUGCUCUGCCGGACUUUCUUUCUUUUUUUUUUUUUUUCCUUUUUUUUUUUCUCUCCCUUCCCUUUGUGGACUUUGCAAUAGCAUUGCUUUUGUCACUCCUUUUGUGUCGAAACAGAAAAAGCAAUUCUAGAGAAAUGGUUGAUAUUUAUCUCACUGUUGUUUCUUUUAUUGCUACUAUUGAUUAUAAAUUGUUCUUUUAUGUAAUACAUUUGUCAUCAGUACCAGAAAAAAAGUUGUGUAUUUUCAGAAGUCUUACUUGUGAACUGUAGGCCUUUGUGUGGUGCAUGCUGUUCGGAGCCUGCACUGUCAAUCGGUAAAUUAAAGGAAUUUAUUGAUUUUUAACUUAAAA
This is a messenger RNA of Tachysurus fulvidraco (yellow catfish), 5974 nucleotides long. It is a transcript of the gene ccny, whose product is annotated as cyclin Y. The record is from RefSeq and is a predicted model, not a curated record. Gene Ontology annotation, molecular function: protein kinase binding; cyclin-dependent protein serine/threonine kinase activator activity. Bases 336 to 1385 code for a protein of 349 amino acids. Lineage: Eukaryota; Metazoa; Chordata; Actinopteri; Siluriformes; Bagridae. The transcript is spliced from 11 exons. Gene Ontology annotation, cellular component: plasma membrane; cytoplasmic cyclin-dependent protein kinase holoenzyme complex. Gene Ontology annotation, biological process: regulation of canonical Wnt signaling pathway; regulation of cyclin-dependent protein serine/threonine kinase activity.